AUGGCCGAGAUACGUUUCAGAGUCCGCGGUCCAGGCUGGGUCGAGACGGUCACCGCAACGCCGGACUGGACUAUCCAGAAGUUGUUGGACCACCUGAGAGAGAAACAAGGCUCAGAACCAUCAGCUCUGAAGUACGGCUAUCCUCUCAAGAAUAUCGACCUCAGCAACGUGAACGCAACUAUCGAGCCUCUGAAUCUGAAGGGCGAGGCUAUCACUUUCGUGCCCAAGGAAGACAACACACAGCCAGCUGCACCAGAGGUGCCCGUGGCGACGAAACCAGCUUUCAAACCUAAGGCGGUGGAGGCUGACCACACGGUCAUAGAAUGGCCCGAGAAGGACGGCUUUCUGGCGUUGCGAGUCAUGCCCGAUGACAACUCGUGCAUGUUCACGGCGUUCGGAGGAGUUUUGCAGAGGGCAAACCCGGCCCCGACGCUGCGGAGGGAGGUGGGCGAGUACAUCUUAGCCCACCCCGACAAGUUCGACAAGGUAGUGCUGGAGAUGGAACCUCAGCGGUACGCGCAGAUCAUGCUCUCGCCGGAUCGGUGGGGCGGGGCGAUCGAGCUAUCUAUUCUCUCAGACAUCUACGAUAUAGAGAUCUGCUCGGUAGACGUCAAGUCACAACGCGUAGACCGCUACGGCGAGGGCAAGGCAACCCGGUGCCUGCUGCUAUACUCAGGCAUCCACUAUGACCGGAUAGCCUUCACCAUGGACCUCAGCCUGCCCGUGGACUUCGACGAGACCAAGUGGGAUGUCAGCAACGAGGCCGUGGUCGAGAUGGCGCAGAAGCUGGCCAAGCAGCUCAAGGACAAGCACUACUUCACCGACACGACCGACUUCGUGCUCAAGUGCGACGUACCUGGCUGCAACUGGAUCGGCGCGGGCGCUGCAGAGGCGAGCAAGCACAUGAAGGACACAGGCCAUUCGGCUCUGAGCGAGAUGGAGAUUACUUAG
Molecule: messenger RNA, 951 nt
Organism: Diaporthe amygdali
Lineage: Eukaryota; Fungi; Ascomycota; Sordariomycetes; Diaporthales; Diaporthaceae
Product: ubiquitin thioesterase otu1
Exons: 2
Coding region: 1-951 (316 amino acids)
Biological process (GO): endoplasmic reticulum unfolded protein response; protein deubiquitination
Cellular component (GO): cytosol; nucleus
Molecular function (GO): cysteine-type deubiquitinase activity
Source: RefSeq, a predicted model, not a curated record